This is a messenger RNA of Megalobrama amblycephala (Wuchang bream), 2108 nucleotides long. RefSeq names its product gastrula zinc finger protein XlCGF8.2DB-like. Gene Ontology annotation, molecular function: DNA-binding transcription factor activity, RNA polymerase II-specific; RNA polymerase II cis-regulatory region sequence-specific DNA binding. Gene Ontology annotation, cellular component: nucleus. Lineage: Eukaryota; Metazoa; Chordata; Actinopteri; Cypriniformes; Xenocyprididae. The transcript has 2 exons. Bases 200 to 1312 code for a protein of 370 amino acids. The record is from RefSeq and is a predicted model, not a curated record. Gene Ontology annotation, biological process: regulation of transcription by RNA polymerase II.
ACUCGUGCUGCUCAAACAGUGAACAUGAACGAGAACAACAAACACUAACAAACUAACUAAACAUGUUUUCAUCAGUCAUACAUGCCUAAAUAUUACGUUUAUUAAUUUGCAGCGUUAGUUUUGAGUGUUUUUUUUGUUGUUGUUGUUUGAACAGGUUCAUUUAAGACCAUUAACUCAGUUAAUUAUUCCCUUCUUAAAGAUGGAGUUUAUUAAAGAGGAAACUGAAGAAAAUAAGAUUAAAGAGGAGAGUGAAGACAUGAAGAUUGAAGAAACAUUCAGUGUGAAACAUGAAGAUACUGAGGAACAAACAGACCUAACGGUACUGAAAGAGGUGAGUCAUGAAAUUAAUGAAAUGGAAGAAGAGAAAAAACAUUAUGAAAAACCUGAUUUCAUGACUGGGAAAAGAUCGAUACAGGCUAAAAGGACCUCCUUACAAAAAAGAGCUCAAAAGACUGGAAAUAAAAGUUAUUUCAUUUGCCAACAGUGUGGACAGAGUUUUGAUCAACACAGAAACCUUCAAGUUCACUUGAAAGUUCAUGCUAGAGAGAGCCCCUUCACUUGCCAACAGUGUGGAAAGAGUUUCACACUUAAAGAAAACCUUCUAGUCCACUUGAGAAUUCAUAAUGGAGAAAAGCCUUUCACAUGCCAACAGUGUGGAAAGAGUUUCGCUGUGAAAGUAAACCUUCAAGUACACAUGAGAAUUCACACUGGAGAGAAACCUUUUACCUGCCAGCAAUGUGGACAGAGAUUCACUGUAAAAGGAAACCUUAUAGCCCACAUGAGAAUUCACACUGGAGAAAAGCCAUACACCUGCCAACAAUGUGGACAGUGUUUCAGUCAAAAGGGAAGCCUUACAGACCACAUGAGAAUUCAUACUGGAGAAAAGCCUUACACCUGCCAACAAUGUGGACAGAGUUUCAGUCAAAAGGGAAGCCUUACAGCCCACAUGAGAAUUCACACUGGAGAAAAGCCAUACACCUGCCAACAAUGUGGACAGAGUUUCAGUCAAAAGGGAAGCCUUACAGCCCACGUGAGAAUUCACACUGGAGAAAAGCCAUACACCUGCCAACAAUGUGGACAGAGUUUCAGUCAAAAGGGAAACCUUACAGACCACGUGAGAAUUCACACUGGAGAAAAGCCUUACACCUGCCAACAAUGUGAACAGUGUUUCAGUCAAAAGGGAAGCCUUAUAGUCCACAUGAGAAUUCACACUGGAGAAAAACCUUUCACCUGCCAGCAAUGUGGACAGAGUUUCAGAUUUAAAGGUAACCUUAAGGGACACAUGAGAAUUCACACUGGAGAAAAGCCUUAGAUCUGCCAACAGUGUGGACAGAGUUUCAGUGUAAAAGGAAAUCUUACAGCCCACAUGAGUGUUCACAUUGGAGAGAGCUCAUUCACCUGUAAACAGUGUGGAAAGAGUUUCAGGCAAAAAGGAAAACUUAUAAUCCACAUGCGAGUUCACAUUGGAGAAAAACCUUAAACCUGCCAAGAGUGUGUGAAGAAUUUCAAUGAGACAGGAAACCUUAUAGUCCACAUGAGAAUUCAUACUGGAAAGAAACCUUUCACCUGCCAGCAAUGUGGAAAGAGUUUCAGAUUUAAAGGUAACCUUAAGGGCUACAUGAGCACUCACACUGGAGAAAAGCCCUGCAGGUGCACUGUGUGGGAAUGGCUUCACACAAGAACAAAGCCUUAGGGAACACAAAUAUUCACACUGGAGAGAAGCCAUCAGUGUAGAAAGAGUUUCAGACAUAAAUUUACCCUUUAUUCCCACAUGAAAAUUCACACGGGAGAGAAGCCUUUUACAUGUGGUCAGGCCACAUGAAGAUUCACUCGAAAGAGAACUCUUUUAGAAGUCAUCACUGUGGAAAAAGCAGAGGUGUAAAGAGUACCUGAAAACCAUACUUGAGUAAAAGUACAGAUACCUUGCAGCGAAAAUGACUCUUUUACAAGUUUCAAGUCACCAAUUCUACUACAACUUAAGUAAAGGUCUUAGUGUCUGAUUUUAAUAAGUACUUAAAGGGUCAUGAAACCCCAGAACACAUUUUUUUGAGCUGUGAACAGAUAUACAUAGGCUGCACAUCACUGAAAACACUAAAGGUACUCAUUAA